UUCUUUCUUUCUUUCUUUCUUUCACGUCUCUUUUUUUUUCUUCUUCUCUCCUCUCUUUCUUUCCUCCUCUUUUUUUCUUUUUUAAUUCAAGAGAAAAAGUAUUAUUAUUAAAAAAGUGUUGUAAACUUUUAUAUAUAUUUCAUAUCAACAAGAUAUCAUUUGGUAAUGUCACUUUUAUCUAUCCAACAAUUACAAUUCAAUGGAGAAAACAAGAUUUCAUACACAGAACCAGAAAUGUAUGCACUCAGUAACAUGUUGAAUCGUGAUCAUCAUGUAACGGCAACAACAAAUAAUAACAAUUAUUAUCAUCAACAACAACAGCAUCAUCAUCAUCGACUGCCUUCUGUAACUGCUAUGAAACGACCUCCAUUCAUGAAUCAUUAUAAUCGACUAGCCUAUGUAGAUGCCCUCGUAGAUGCAAAUGCAAUGGCUAUCGAAUCAAUUUGGAAUAUGAAGUUGACAGCCAAUAAUAUCAAUGUUGUGCCACUUCGAACUUUUAUUCAAGAAGUACUCAAGAGAUCAAGGACGACAUAUUCAACAUUACAAACAGCUCUAUUUUACUUAUUUCGUAUUCGACCCUCCGUCGUUAGUCAUUUAUCUCGAAUGCAUCAUCGACAACCAUAUUGGGAAGAUGCGUAUGUAAGCUGUGGUAGACGCAUGUUUUUGGCGAGCCUUGUCGUUGCAUCUAAAUUUGUACAAGAUAAAACCUAUCGAAACUCGGCAUGGGCUAAAAUAGCUGGAUUACCUGUUAGCGAGAUUAACGCCGCCGAAAGGAUAUUUUUAAACAUGAUUGAUUAUCGACUUUACAUCUCUCAGCCUACUUUUGAGCAAUGGUAUCAACUAUUGCAUAUUCAUAUCGAAGCCAAGACUCAAAACCAGCCCACUCAUUUACAUGAUUUGAACUUGAAUUUCAACCCUCCUGAUUUGAUUCAUUCACCUACCAGUCCUUCGACUCCACCUUCAUUUUCUCCUGAUACUCCAACCGGUUGGACCCUAUUACUUUCACCAAAUACUUUUUUACCUCCCAAAGAUACAUCAAAACAACGAUAUAGAAAAGAAGAAGAUCAUUGUUAUUAUCCUCAUCCGUUACGACCUCAACCAUUACCUUUACUCUCAAUGUCUCUACCAAGUUCAAUUCAUUCUUCUCCUAUGCAAACACCUUCUCCGAUUAGAACAAGUCAAAAAAGAAAAUAUACUGAUGAUGAAGAUCAUUUCUCUAUUGGAUAUCAUGUCAGUCAUGUUAGACAAUCAUCUAAAAAAUCAAGAUAAAUACCCCCCCUCCCCUUUCUUUUGAACAUUCAUAAUCCUUUCAUUCGUUGCUCUCUCUCUCUCUCUCUCCUUAUCUUUAUAUGAACAAACACACACACACACUUUCAUAUUUAUAUAUAUACUAUAUUUAUAUAUAUAACUAUAUGCCUUAUUUUGUUAGAGGAGUAAAUAUUUUUAUAUAUAUUCUUACACAUAUCACUAUUACACUUUAUUAUUAUUCACAUCUAUAAAUAUCUUGAUUUUUUAUGUAUUUUUAUGUGUUGUAUUCAGAUAAAAUAAAUCAUUUGCUG
Messenger RNA from Rhizopus microsporus ATCC 52813, 1559 nucleotides. RefSeq lists its product as uncharacterized. Bases 166 to 1269 code for a protein of 367 amino acids. Gene Ontology annotation, biological process: regulation of cyclin-dependent protein serine/threonine kinase activity. The transcript is spliced from 3 exons. The record is from RefSeq and is a predicted model, not a curated record. NCBI's taxonomy places the organism in Eukaryota, Fungi, Mucoromycota, Mucoromycetes, Mucorales, Rhizopodaceae. Gene Ontology annotation, cellular component: cyclin-dependent protein kinase holoenzyme complex; nucleus. Gene Ontology annotation, molecular function: cyclin-dependent protein serine/threonine kinase regulator activity; protein kinase binding.